CGCCGCUUGCCGCCCAUCCAGCUCACACUGACCGCUACGUCUCACUCUCUCCUCCCGUCCUCAGGUCCUCCCUCUCCUAGCUAGGUAAUUGCCUAGCUACGGGUAGAGCUAGCUAGCUGGUGAUCACCACGCGCGCCCGCAGGCCGCAGCUCCUUUUAAGCCGGCCGGGUCGGACACGGCAUGCGCUGCUCCGCUCGCACGGCAAACGAUGGCUCCAGCUUCCGCCUCGCUCCUCCCCGCCGCCAGCUCCAAGCGCCCCUUCGCCGCCGACCAAGCCUCCGACGCUGAUGAGCAAGAGCAGCCACUCGCGCAGGAGGGACCGGUGACCAAGAAGAACGGCGACGGCCAGAGUCAGCAGCAGCAGCCGAAGCUGGAGUGCCCGCGGUGCAGCUCCACCGACACCAAGUUCUGCUACUACAACAACUACAGCACCGCGCAGCCGCGCCACUACUGCCGCACCUGCCGCCGCUACUGGACGCACGGCGGCACGCUGCGCAAGGUCCCCGUUGGCGGCGCGUGCCGCCGCGGCUCCGGCAGCGGCAAGCGCCGCAGGUCCUCCGCGGAGCCCCACACGCCCUCCUCCGACUCGCCGCCACCGCCGCAGCAGCCGGAACAGCAGGACGCACUCCCCCCGCUCCCGGUCUUCCCGUUCCUCACCGACGGCGCCGUCUUCCUGCCGCAGUUCGACCUCGGGCUCGGCGGCUUCCCGUGGACGGCACCGACGGCCACGGACCACCUCUAUGACAGUCUCGCGCCGUGGGGUGGCUGCGACGGGGCGCUCGCCCCCUCCGGCGCGUGGGAGGACUUCGGCGGCCUCGAGCUUACCUGGCCACCACCGCCACCCCCGGCGGCCGGCAACUGAUGAUCGGCGUCGUCAUGUCAGUCGGCGUGUCGCCGGCGCGUUCGAGGCUCCUGUUUUAUCAUCGCAGCCUCGAGGGAUCGACCAGCUAGUUGUUGCUUACCUUACCAGUCUGCAGUGUCACCAGUGUGUCUCCUGAGCUAGGAAUGUACUCAUAGAGCUCCAUCGAUCCUCCCAUUUCUUCUCAUGCUUAGUUAUAAAUGAUGUGGCGAUUGUUGUUUUAAUCAAUGGACCAUGAUCAGUCGUGUAGCUGCAGGGAAGAGGAUGUAACUUGGUAUGUGCAGUGAUAUAUUAUAUGUUUGCAAUAAAAUGGUUAAACGGUGUUGCUCCAGCAA
Messenger RNA from Aegilops tauschii subsp. strangulata, 1194 nucleotides. RefSeq lists its product as uncharacterized. The record is from RefSeq and is a predicted model, not a curated record. Gene Ontology annotation, biological process: regulation of DNA-templated transcription. Lineage: Eukaryota; Viridiplantae; Streptophyta; Magnoliopsida; Poales; Poaceae. Gene Ontology annotation, molecular function: DNA binding; DNA-binding transcription factor activity.